Molecule: messenger RNA, 525 nt
Organism: Leptosia nina
Lineage: Eukaryota; Metazoa; Arthropoda; Insecta; Lepidoptera; Pieridae
Source: the annotation of a GenBank genome assembly
AUGGCAUUCAAGUUUGUCGUCCUUGCCUGCAUCGUCGCCACCGCGAGCGCUGGGCUACUCCCAGCUGCUCCAGUAGCUUACGCAGCUGCUCCAGCCUACCAUGCGGCCCCAGUAUACCACUCCGCCCCAGUAUACCACGCUGCACCAGUAGCCAAAUACGCAGUUGCCCCAGUAGCUAAAGUCGAGGAAUACGAUCCUCACCCACAGUACAGCUACGCCUACGACGUCCAGGAUGGUUUAACUGGUGACUCCAAAACUCAGCACGAAUCUCGCGAUGGUGAUGUCGUACACGGUUCUUACUCCGUUGUUGACCCUGACGGCCACAAGCGUACCGUAGAGUACACCGCUGACCCCCACAAUGGCUUCAACGCUGUUGUCCACAGAGAACCUAUCGGCGUGAAGGCCGUUGCUCCCGUGGUCGCCAAGGUCGCCCCAGUAGUCCACGCUGCUCCCGUGGCUUAUUCUGCACCAGUUGUCCACGCCGCCCCAGUGGCCUACGCAUCACCCGCCUACUACCACCAUUAA